Molecule: messenger RNA, 1887 nt
Organism: Colletotrichum karsti
Lineage: Eukaryota; Fungi; Ascomycota; Sordariomycetes; Glomerellales; Glomerellaceae
Product: myb-like DNA-binding domain-containing protein
Exons: 1
Coding region: 1-1887 (628 amino acids)
Biological process (GO): RNA polymerase III preinitiation complex assembly
Cellular component (GO): transcription factor TFIIIB complex
Molecular function (GO): TFIIIC-class transcription factor complex binding
Source: RefSeq, a predicted model, not a curated record
AUGAGCUCAAUGUUCAAGAAAAAGGGAGGCAUGGCUUUCAAGCCGAAAAUGCCCAUGGCCCGCCCUCGAGCGCCUGGUGCUGCCUCCUCACAACCGUCGAGGGCUCCGUCUUCGACCGCCGCCGAUCCUGUGACACAGCCAGACGCUCCUGUCGUCCCGAAUGACCAGCCGGCGCAGUCAGUCGAUAAGACCGCGGGAGGCCAAGAACCUGCCGGGACUGAGGGCACUGAUACCCCGCCAUCGACCAAUUCGAACGCCAUACAGACGGCGACACCACAGACGCAACAAACGCCCGCCGAUACCACGACAUCGAAACCGACAAAAGAGAUAGAAGCGACAGUCACCACACCCACGCAGCCCGCUGAGGUUUCCACCACCGAGACCACCUCGUCGUCGGCCACCCCCGCGACGGAUGCCCCGCCAACUUCAAUCACCGGCACUCAAUCCAACGAAACGUCGACGCCCGCCCAGCUGCAAACCCCUCCUGCGACCGCUCCUGCGACCGACGUAGCAGCUUCCAUCGAAACCCCGACCGAGCCCACGCCCGCCAGCAACACCCCAAAACCCGCCGCCAAGCCGCGAGCCAGGAAACGAGCCCCUCAGGCCGCAGAGGAAGACGCCGCCGAGGGUAGCGAAAGCGCAGCAGCAGCCCCUAAACCGAAGCGCCAGAGGAAAAAGAAGGACGACGCACCGACCGAAGACGGCACCGAGGCCCCGAAGCGACCGGCCCGACCGAGGAAAAAGAAGACCACGGAGGAUGCCGCAACGACAGACGGCGCUGCGACCGAGGGCGGGGAAGACGCCGCGACCAGGAAACGACCCCCUCGCCGGGCCCGCUCCGUCACGCCGGACGACGCCGAGGACCAAGAAGCCGACCUCAGCGUCCUCACGAUGGGCGACCUGACGCGCGACCUCCGCAUCGGCAAGAAGUUCUCCCGCCACGACGAACUCCUCCAGCGACACCGCGAUAAGCAGGCCAGGGCCCGAGAGAAGCUCAAGAGCAGGAGGAACGGCUCCGAGGACAUCGCCUCAGAGAGCGGCACCCCCGCGCCCACGCCAGCGGCCCCCGUCCCCGUCGCGAAACCGCAGCAGCAGUCCGGCGGCGGCGGCGGCGGCGGCGGCCCGCAGUUCCAGAUCAUCGACGGCCAGAUCGUCGUCGACCAGAACUCGCUCGCCCUCGACCGGCACGCCAUCGCGGACGCCAACGCCGAGGACAUGCUCGAGAUCGAGGAGAACGACUUCACCACGCUCACGACGCAGAACAGCUACCGCACCGGCUCCAAGCUCAAGGGCCCCAACGUCUGGACCGAGGACGAGACGGAGCUCUUCUACCGCGGCCUCCGCAUGUUCGGCACCGACUUCCAGAUGAUCUCCGGCAUGUUCCCCGGCAAGAACCGCCGCCACGUCAAGAUGAAGUUCAACCGCGAGGAGCGCCACGCCCCCGCCCGCAUCGACGCCAUCCUCGUCGGCAAGAAGGAGCUCCAGAUCGACCUCGAGGAGUACAAGACCUGGACAAAGGCCGAGUACGAGCCCGUCGAGGCCAUCAUGGCCGCCCAGCGCCAGCAGCAGGCCGAGUUCGACGCCGAGCAGGCAAAGGUGAAGGCCGCCAAGGACGCCAUCAACGCCAGGAAGCUCGCCUCGCUCGCGGAGCCCGGCGAUAAGGAUGCUAGUGGUGGUGCCGGUGCGGGUGAGUCCUCGACCGGCGGAGGCAAGAAGCCGAGGUCUCAGGCGGCCCACGUCGGGCCCCAGAUCACGGUCGACGCCGACGGCAUGAUCACCAUCGACGAGACCAACAUGGACCCGGACGCGGGCCGCAAGAAGAGGGGCGCGGGCAAGGCGAAGAAGAAGGCCGUGGAGUACAACAUGCGCGGCGAGAUUAUCAGAUGA